Molecule: messenger RNA, 3235 nt
Organism: Acanthoscelides obtectus
Lineage: Eukaryota; Metazoa; Arthropoda; Insecta; Coleoptera; Chrysomelidae
Source: the annotation of a GenBank genome assembly
UUCCCUGGUUGCCAAGAAGCCUGCAAAUUCCAUGAGGAUGCUUCCCUACGAGCCCAGCAGACCCAGCCAGUCAUCCAUACCAAGGGAGAAGGAGUGAUACGUGUAGCCGGGGCCUUAGCAAGGUGGCCUAGGCCUACCAACGUCGAUCCCAAAACACCUCUAGUCUACGUUGUGAUGAGGAAAACACAGACAGGACCUUGGAGGCAAAUAAUCCAGACGCUAGAUUACACUACAAGGGUUCCUGCGAAUUCCGACCAGCCUGGUACAAUGUUGAGGGUACUGGUAGUUGACCCACAAGGAUUGGUGACGAUAUACAGCCCAGAUGAAGCAAAUUUGAGGGAAAAUAAGAAAAGGAAGAAGACAAUUAACACUGAAAUUAAAGCGACUACAAGCAAAAGCACAUCAGCUGAUGAUGCUCCUUGGGAGUUGAAAGAAAUAUCCCUUAUCCAUCAGAAGGUCUUGGUGAUAGGUGAGAUAGCUUGGGAGCCAAAAGCAAUCAGAGGUGUCUAUCUAGUCACCUGGGAGGUCGAUGGAGGUGGUCUGAAAGGCAACCUUUUCACAGACUCUACUUGUGUCACACUUUCCCUCUGGCCUGACACCAUCUACCACAUUCAAGUGGAACUAGUGUCGCGAGUACCAGGUGCAGAUAACCUCAAAUCAGAAAUGAUGGACUUGGACACAGGCCGAGCCCAGAGAGUCUCCACUGAAACUGACAUGAACGUUAUGCCUGACGGCGAAGUACCACAAGAUGGGGAAUUCAGCUCACCACUCCUGUCUGUACUCUUUAGCGCUGUCAAGGGAGAAAGCACGAGGAAAAGGUACCACAACGUGGAACUGGUUCUUGGAGGAUGUGCAGCGAUAGUAUUGUUCUUCAUUGUGUUCGCCUUGACGGCUUGGAAAUGCAGGAGAAGACAAGGCAAAGCAGCUGAUAACAUGAUCACAGGGGUCAGUUCCAUUAGGAGUCAGAAGCUGGUGGAGGAUAUCACCGGGUACACAGGAUUCCAACCCAUAAUCCCUGUAAUGACACCUCCGGCGAACCCGCUGUCAAUCAGCGAACCACCAGAGGUAGUCUUCCAGGGCUCCAACACCACCAACUACAACCUGCACCAGGAAAAGUGUACAGUGCAGGUGUGACGUCACGGCUGCUACGAUUCCUUGCAGGACCGUAUUGGCUGAAAGGAGAGUUCCUAAGACUGCUUGACGAUUUGUGAAUAGUGUUUGGUGGUCAUUGGGAAUAGACCAAAUGACGGUGGGACGGGCAAGUGAAUGGUGUCUGUAAUCUGGUGCUUCUAGAGGGGAGGAAUUUAACAUUUUGCUUUAGUUACAUGUGGAUACAACACCGGCAACAGUUAAAGCACAUAAAGUAAAGCAACCAGAUGUACCUACUGUUUAUGCUGGACAGCUACCAAAGAACCUUUGGUUUUUGCCAUUUUUUGUUCAUUUUCCCAUGUUCAUUUACAGAAACACACAAUUGAAAAUUUAAGUUUUUCGAAGUAAAAGUACACAGUUAGUAGUGGUACUACUUUCUGAAAUUCUAUUAGCACUUGAUUACUUGACAAAUUGUAAAUGUGUAUAAAAACUAGUCUUUAUUUGAGAGAAUGCUGAAGAGUUUGCUGAAGAGUCCUAAAAUGUAUUUGAUGUAACUGCAUUACGCGUUAAAGCUGCAAAAACUUUACACGUUUUAGAUCGGUUGCAGGAUGAGCUUGGAGAUACAUACAUAAAUUUUGGAAAUUCAUUACAUUAAAUAUACAUUGGACCCAUCUGUAGUAACUAGUGCACCUGUUACAGAUAUAAUAAUUUAAACAAUUACGAGUAUAUGCAAGGUUGUGGAAUAUAAGUUCACAUUAUUAUAGAAUUUCACAACGAAUGCUAUAUAGGGUCAGGCUCUGUAAGAAACUACAAGAGUUACAUUUUAUUAUGUACUAAAAUGAAUGGAUUUCCAAAAAUGAAUGGUGUUGCUAUCAAAUAGAUAGUACGACAAAGCUGUGCAAGUAAGUUGGCUCUAAUUUGCUUAUAUAGCCGAAGGUUCAUUUUUAUCGUUUUCUAGCAUUUGUAUCUAUUGAAAAAUUAUUACGUUUUUUGACUGUGUUAUUUUAGUUAAUUUAUUCAACUUUCAUAGAUAUGAUAUUUAAGAUAAAAAUGAAUUGUAAUUAAAAUGUACAUACUAUAAAGCUAUAAGAAGUGAGAGUCUGAUACAUAGAGAUUUAAAAAAAAUUAACGUGUCGGAAGGUGAUUGUCAAUAUUAAGAUCUUAAUCAUUGUAGCAAUGUUCAACUAUAGAUAUAGGCGUGAGUGUUCAUGACUUGAGGCGAAGCUUAUGAUUGAAAUGAACUUGUAGUGCCAAAGCAAACGUCAGACAAGUUAUGUAUUGAAUGGACAAAACUAAUGAAACCGAAAGAUGAAAGACCUUUUGCACAACCUUAUAAGUAAAUAUUUCAAGGUUUUCAGUUGAGCUUAUAGAUGGUGAUGAUCAUGAUGGUGAUUUAAUAACUAUACUGAAGAUGCUGAGACGAGUCAACUCUGGCGUCAGACGUUGUUUCGCGGAUUUUCGUAAAAGAAAAUUCAGAGCACAAGUGUUUCAUGUUAUCAGUUAUUUCAGUAGCUGAUUUAAAACUUCAACAUGUUUCUCAGUAGAAGUAUCAUUAGUCUUAUCCAUUCCUGAGUUGCUGACCGAUUGAAAUAAGAAAUGAACGCUCAUGGAUUUUAGAGGCUUCUCCAAUUUUAUGUCUCGUAUUUUAUACGUUAAGAUGCAUCGCAGACAAGAGCUUAAAGGUAUGCGUCAACUGGGACCCAACGUUCGGAACGUAGGCACGACAUGUAAUAGAUUUUAGUUGGUAACCAGGUUUAUUGGAUCCCUUGCGUACCGUGCGUGCGUUACAACUGGUACGGACUAGUGGACGAGUAUCUUAAUACAUAUCCAUCCUCUUUUAAAUAAUUGCACAUUGAAUUGAAAUUCAAAGCUAUGGUGUCAAAGCCUUUUUAGAGAGGAGUAUGCCAGGAUAUGUCGGUGUUGCAUCGCAUAUUUAUUGAUUUUGAGCUACAAUUUUAUCCCUUAUGGUUGUUUCAAAAUAUGCCAUAAUACCUUUUUAUGAUUUUUGUAAAUAUUUUCGUGUAUUAUAAAUUCUCUACCACAUAUUGUAUAAGUUAUUUUUCUAUUAAAAUCAUGGUCUCAGUCAGUUCCAUGGCUAAAUGUAAAUAUUUAUUAUUACGAUGAAUAUGAUUAUCUGUGGAAAUUA